AUGGCUAACCAGGACUUCCAAAAAAUCUUUCACUGGGCAGAGACCCAGAAGAACGGCUCUAUCCCCUCUUUCGAGACCCGGCCAAACGAUCCAUACCAGUACCAGUCUGGCUUCAAUAACAGCUUUGAGUCAGAGGCUGUCCCCGGUACUAUCCCGAAGGGCCAGAACAGCCCUCGUGCUAUCCGUUUCGGACUGUACGCUGAGCAAAUCACCGCCUCGGCCUUUGUCGCCCCACGCCACGUCAAUAAGAAGGCCUGGCUAUACCGUGCCCGUCCUGCUGUUGCACACCAGGGAUUUACCAACCUGCCUGACAACCCUGACACAGAGUCUAAUUUCCUUCCCACCAACCCGAGGGUACACGUUUCUCCUACUCAGUUGGCCUGGAAUCCAUUUGAAAUCCCCAAUGUCCAGGACCAUGACUUUGUCGAUGGCUUGAAGACGGUUGCUGGGUCGGGAGAUCCAACGCUCCGCGAAGGUCUUGCCACGCACGUCUUUCUAUGCAAUAAGAGCAUGGAAAAGAGAGCCUUUGUCAACUCGGACGGCGAUUUCCUCAUCGUGCCUCAACAAGGAGCCCUAGAUAUUCAGACCGAGUUUGGGUUCUUGUACGUCCAACCCGGUGAGAUCUGCGUUAUCCAACGAGGUCAGAGGUUCAAGGUCAAGGUCGAAGGCCCAACCCGAGGCUAUAUCCUCGAGAUUUGGGGCUCCAACUUUGAAUUGCCUGAGCUGGGCCCGCUCGGUGCGAAUGGGCUUGCUAAUGCUCGGGACUUCCUUCACCCCGUUGCUGCUUAUGAGGUCACUGAGAACGACCCCUGGGAAAUCACCUAUAAACUGGGAGGGAAGUUCUUCCAGAGCAGGCAGCGCCACUGCCCGUUCGACGUUAUCGCCUGGUCUGGGAACUACGUGCCGUACAAGUACGAUCUCACCAAAUUUGUCAAUGUUGGGUCAAUCUCAGUUGACCAUAUCGACCCUUCGAUCUUCUGUGUCUUGACAGCCAAGUCGAGGGAUCCGACCGCCCCGCUGGCCGACUUUCUCAUCUUCUCCCCUCGAUGGGAUGUUGCAUCACACACCUACAGGCCGCCAUACUACCACCGCAACUGUGCCUCUGAGCUGAUGGGUCUCAUCUACGGCGACUAUGAUGGCCGAUCGGACGAAUUCCGUCCAGGGAGCGUCUCGUUUGAGUGUGGAUUUGUCCCUCAUGGCGUCGCCUACGAGCAGUUUGCGGCUGCUUCCAAGGAAGACCCCCCGGUCAUGAAGAUUUCGGAAGGCUCAGUGGCCUUCAUGUUUGAGAGUAGUCGCGCCUUUACCAUCACUGACUACGCGUGGAAGAGCGACCAGAAGCACGAGCAUGACCCGAAAAUGUGGGAUGAUCUGGUCGACAAUUUCUCCAAGCACAAGAUCGAGGUGGACCAGAUUCUGGCUGGGAAGGCUGCUAAAUAA
This is a messenger RNA of Fusarium keratoplasticum, 1437 nucleotides long. RefSeq names its product Homogentisate 1,2-dioxygenase. Gene Ontology annotation, biological process: L-phenylalanine catabolic process. Gene Ontology annotation, molecular function: homogentisate 1,2-dioxygenase activity. The transcript has 4 exons. NCBI's taxonomy places the organism in Eukaryota, Fungi, Ascomycota, Sordariomycetes, Hypocreales, Nectriaceae. Bases 1 to 1437 code for a protein of 478 amino acids. Gene Ontology annotation, cellular component: cytoplasm. The record is from RefSeq and is a predicted model, not a curated record.